Molecule: messenger RNA, 645 nt
Organism: Alternaria viburni
Lineage: Eukaryota; Fungi; Ascomycota; Dothideomycetes; Pleosporales; Pleosporaceae
Exons: 3
Coding region: 1-645 (214 amino acids)
Source: RefSeq, a predicted model, not a curated record
AUGGAUACGAGUAGCAUCACGCCCGCUGGCACCCGGGUUAAUAUCAUUGUACUUGCUUUCACACUUGUUUCUGGCUUGGUGGUGUUUCUACGACUUUUUACGCGACUGGUAAUAUCCAGGGGAGCUGGACCUGAAGAUGCAUGCAUCGUUUUUGCUAUGGUUCUUUCCAUCGCACUUGCUGUGCUGACGGCGGAGCAAGUGAUGAAUGGCCUUGGAGAGCACGGUGCGCGAAUUGAAGACGACAAGCUAGAUAGACUGGAAAUUUCAUUCUGGGCGAGCGUCUGGGUCUACAACCUCACACUCACUGUGACAAAGAUAUCCAUUCUUGUACAGUAUCUCCGUAUCUUUCCUGUGCGAAACUUCCGCAUAGCGUGCUUCGCUGUCUUGGGUGUUGUCGUAGCCUACGGCGGCUGGUCGACUUUCUCGAGCGUCUUUAUCUGCAGCCCCGUCGCUUUUGCAUGGGACAAAUCCAUCGGGAACGGACGCUGCAUGAACCAACUUGUCAUAUGGGUUACGAAUGCUGGUGUCAACAUUGCGCAAGACGUAGUCAUCUUCCUCAUGCCAUUGUCUAUCGUCCGGGCCCUUCAAAUACCCAAAUCACAAAAGGAAGGCUUAGUGGGCAUGUUCGUGCUGGGCGCAAGGUAG